Messenger RNA from Aedes albopictus (Asian tiger mosquito), 1401 nucleotides. Its product is annotated as GILT-like protein 3. The coding region runs from base 341 to 1078 and encodes 245 amino acids. NCBI's taxonomy places the organism in Eukaryota, Metazoa, Arthropoda, Insecta, Diptera, Culicidae. The transcript is spliced from 6 exons. The record is from RefSeq and is a predicted model, not a curated record. Gene Ontology annotation, molecular function: oxidoreductase activity, acting on a sulfur group of donors, disulfide as acceptor.
CCAUCAUCGGACAGAAGUCGUGAAACCGCGGGAGAAAGGCAACAGAUUAGUAACGUUCGAUUGAGUCUGCGAGAGCUAUGUGGCGCCAGUUUCAGUUCGACCGUGGACCCAGAAUCAGUGCGGGCGCGCGCGCGAGUUCUUCUCCGCGAGAAACAACCCACCCAAGCAGAGUCGUCUUCCCAGCUAGCCAGUCAUUUCAUCGGUAGGAUCGGAAAAAGCGCACUCUAGGCACAUCCGGGAGACCAUUUUUCACGCUUCGCUUAAUUCAAUUUGGACUCCACGGUUUGAGACCGUUGUCUACUCGCCGUUUGUCCCAUCAAGAACCAUAGUGCGUGUAAAAAUGAUGAGCCGUCGUCCAAAGCCGGUGACGAAAUCGACGAUAAUGACACCGAAGACGGCGAUGAUGAUUGGAAUUUUGUCGGUGGCCAUUAUUUUCUCAUUAUCGGCCGGACAAGAAAUUGAUUCCGGCUGGAACAAGGAAUCGGUCCCGAAUGGCAACGGAACGGCCGCGGACCACAACGGUCCCGAUGAUGAUAAAUUACGAGUGACAAUUUAUUACGAAGCACUUUGCUACGACAGUAUCUCAUUUAUCACCAAUCAGCUUGCUCCGGCUUGGGAGAAACUCCGGGACCAGAUGGAUCUCAAGUUGGUGCCCUUCGGGAAGGCAUACAUUGAUGACUCCAAUCCAGCGGAUCCGGUCUAUUACUGCCAGCAUGGUAGACGCGAGUGCACUCUGAAUAUUCAGCACGGUUGUAUUCUGGCCAAGUUGCCCUUCGAGAAGGCGUUCCCCGUGGUGGCCUGUCUGAUGAAGGGCAUACGAACGUCGUUCGUUCAGUGCAUCAAGCGAAACCAAACGGUCAAGGCUGCAGUCCAGGAGUGUUCCCAAGGUCAGGAAGGAGCCAAGCUGUACAAAGGCUACGAAGACGAUACCAAUCGGGUGGCAACGCCGCUGUCGUUCGUACCCACGAUUGAGGUUGAUGAGGUCUACGACAUCUACGAGCAGGAUCGAUGGUUGUACCGGUUUGAAAACACGUUCAGGAGAAACUACGAAAAGAAAUUUGGCAGAAGCUUAGACUGAAGUAAUUAGUAAUCACGUUACUUUCAAGCCAGUCGACGUGUGCAAGGUCUCGAGUAAUCACAAUUAUCUACGAUUAUCAGGUUUUAAAUAUUUUAAAAUGAACGAAAUGAUGUAAUAAACCUGACACAAUUAUUAUGGAGCUGUACAUACUUACAUACAUCUAGUUGUUCAACAUCACAUUUAAAAUAAGCCAUUAUCAACAAUAGUACGCCACAACACUUAGUUUGUGGCUUCCGCUCUCCCUUCUCAGUCACGCCCAAUGUUUUCCAGAUCACACUCCACCUGGUCUGCCUAACAUGCUCUCUGCGCUCCACGCUUUGGGU